GGAACUGGAGCACCAGCAGCAGCUGCAUACCAAGAGAUACACAACAGAAAGAAGAACAAAAUCAUUAGGACGCCAGGCAUGUUGCAGGCGCGAGGGAGCGAGAUGGCUAGGGUUCUGUUGAUUGGAAUCUGGAAAGGAACGCUUGCGGUGACGAGGAGGCACAUGCAGUCCAUGCCAGCUCCGGUGAGGUUCUUGAGCUGGUCGCAGCAGUCUGCCGUUGGGGAAGAGCCUGCGGCGGAGCUAUUUGUGAGGAAGUUCAUGCAAGGGGUGAGGCCUGCGAUGGCUGUGGCCGAGCACGGGGUGGUGAUCUGGCCAUUGGAGGGUGAGAUCAGGAAGGCUAGUGCUAGUGAAGCUGCCAUGGAAAUGAGAAGCACAAGGGAACAGGGCUUGAAAGAUGCCAUGUGAUUUUCUUGGAAGGGGAAGAGAGGAUUGGGAGUUCAAGUGUUGAAGGUUUUGUAUGUUUGGUUUGGUUUGGAUUGGAUUAGAGAAAAGGGAG
Linum tenue is the source of this 496-nucleotide messenger RNA. The record is from the annotation of a GenBank genome assembly. Lineage: Eukaryota; Viridiplantae; Streptophyta; Magnoliopsida; Malpighiales; Linaceae.